UGAGCAAUCAAAUCAAUUCAUUCACAAAAAAGUCAAGUCAAAUCCAAAAAGUUGAAUUGUCAUAUUCAUUAUUAUUAUUUUGGAAGGAGUUCUAAAUUUAUUCAAUUUGAAAUAUUGAACUGUUAAGAUGAGUGAGGGCGAAGGAACUUUGGUGGACAAGUCGGAGAGUAGUUCGUUCGAAGAUCUUGCAGCUGCGGCAGCUCAGGAGAUCGAGGAGGCUAAGCUGGCCGAGGCAGCCGCUGCCAAAGAUAAGUCGAAUACGGAUGAAACAAAAACUGAUGAGUGGCAAGAUGUCCUAGGGUCAGGCGCGCUACUUAAAAAGAUACUAAAAGUUGGUGAAGAAUCAAAUGGUUUGCGACCUCACAGAAGUGAUAUAUGCCGAAUUAGUUAUGAGGUCAAAAUUAAGGAUACUGACCAUGUUGUUGAAAAAAGAGAUCAUGUUAAAAUUUAUUUGGGAGACAAUGAAAUACUACAAGGGCUGGACCUAGCAGUAACAAUGAUGUACAAAGGCGAGGAAUGCCUUCUUCAAAUGGCACCACGUUUUGGUUAUGGCGAAACUGGACUGAAGCCUGGCGAGAGCCUCGGUUUGAUCGGAGAGACUGAUGGACCGAAAUAUGAUGGUCCAGUGAUUGAUGCUGAUACUUGGUUAGAAGCUCGAUUGGAGCUUCAUGAUUGGGCUGAGGAACCUGAACAUGAGACCUUGCCCAUUGCUGAGAGGAUGGAAACAGGUAUCAGACGUCGUGCCCGCGGAAACUGGUGGUACGGUCGCGGUGAGCCAACCCUAGCAGUGCAGCUAUACCGACGUGCGUUGGACGUGCUUGAUGAGUCUGACGGUGGCAUCACCGCUCCCACCGCCAGUGGGGACCUGCCACCUACAUCUGAUGAACUUCAAGCCUUGUUAGAGGAGCGACUCCGUGUGCAUAACAACAUGGCCGCUGCGCAGUUAAAGGCUGGUGCCUUUGAAGCUGCUUUGCAGGCAGUAACGCGAGUUCUAACCUGUCAACCGAAGAACGCCAAGGCAUUAUAUCGCAAAUCUCGCAUUUUGUCCUCGAUGGGGCGCAAUUCUGAGGCUUUGGAAGCAGCGCGGGCCGCUGCAGCCGCGGCCCCUGAGGACGCGGGGGCCCGGAAGGAACUCCAGCGAUGUGAACAGAGGGCCACACGGGAAAGAUCCGUGGAACGAAAGCUUGCUAAACGGAUGCUUGGCACCAAUCAACCAAAGGGAGCUGCGCCUGACAAGAAACCUAGUAGAGCCAAGAUGUUCGUGUGGGGUUCGAUUCUGUUGAGCUUCCUGAUGGGUGUAGCUAGCGUGCUCGUCUACCGGUACAAGAUACAGGCGCAUUGACGCCUCCAACAUAAUUAUAGACCACAAGUAAUGGAGAAUCCAAUGGUGUAAUUGGAGGGGGGUUGGUGCACAUAUACUUAAGACCACGUCAUAUCUUCGCUGUUUAAGCAAAUCACAAAGCCUUCGAGCUAUCAUCUCUACCUUGUGUACUGAUAACGAGAGAAUAUGUAUAAUUAUUGUUACAUAACGCAUGUAAAUAUUUAAAUAACAAGUCUUUGAAGUUGGCCACGUGUAAUCACAUUAUUUUUUUAUAUUUAUACAAAGUUACGAAUUAUUUUUCGUCAGAACUUUAACAGAGUGCCAUAGUAUCGAGCACGUUCGGCGCUUGGAUUGGUUAGUUCACUGAAGCCGGCCAAUCAGAGCGCCGACGCUCGAUACUCUUACGUUUGAAUGCGAUAGUACGUGCUUGGCACUCUGGUUCCGAAUUUCCAAUUAUGUGGUCGUCACACAGUAUUUAGUAGAACAAAUUCAAGGUUUAUACUGUAAUGCCUAGUUGAUUUUGUUAAUCUUCUUUCAUAAGAUAUUGUAUAGACAAUAUUUUCGUGCUUUUAUUUUAUAUUACUAUGACUAUGGGUUACAAUAAUAGACAAUAUUAAAAGUACCUACUGUAAUGUAAAUGGGAAUAGGUGUAGUUUCUAGGUAUUGAAAAUAUCUUAAUCAUUGGCUGUCUACGGUUUGCCGCUAUGUGCAUUUAUGUCUAAAUUCCUAAUUUCUAUGUAUUAAUCAUAUACAUGUGUGUAAAUUCUGUGUUUAUAGUUAGUGCCAAAAUGUAUAAUAUGUAGUUAUGAUAUCAUAGUGUUCCAAGUCACAAUCAUCAAGAUAUAUUUUUAAAAUAAUAGUGAAAGUAUGACUUGUUACAUAUUUUUCGAGUCUAAAUAUAUUUUAAAGUAAAGAUGGAAGUUUUUGGGUAAAUAAUGAAGCAUUCCAGCAAGUUUAUUUAGCAGAAUAUAUUUUUUAUGGAAACGUUUGGGAGGUGGAGUCCUCCUGUUUUAAGGGUGCUUUUCACUCGCAUUUUAUGAACCGCUGUUUCACUACCAUGUUAGUCUCUGGUAGCUAUUCAUUAGAUAAAUUAUAGUUUCAACGUUUAUCUCAUAGAUAUUGCUUGUAGGUGGUGAAACUGCAGAUCCGUAACUAUUUUCGUAUUCUCUUCGAAAUGUUCAGUUGAUUGAAUUGAAAUAAUGCACACAAAUAAAUGUAAAAUUAGAUUUAUUUAGGACAUCGGUUUGGUGAGGGGUCGCUGUGACGCCUAUAGAAUAUUAUCAAUAAUAAAAAUCUAAAAAAAAAAUGUGUUUCCAGUAUACACUUACACUAAUAAAAAUUGUUAAGAUAA
This is a messenger RNA of Spodoptera litura, 2672 nucleotides long. Its product is annotated as peptidyl-prolyl cis-trans isomerase FKBP8. Gene Ontology annotation, biological process: protein folding; negative regulation of apoptotic process. Gene Ontology annotation, cellular component: mitochondrial envelope; membrane; cytosol. The record is from RefSeq and is a predicted model, not a curated record. NCBI's taxonomy places the organism in Eukaryota, Metazoa, Arthropoda, Insecta, Lepidoptera, Noctuidae. Gene Ontology annotation, molecular function: protein folding chaperone; peptidyl-prolyl cis-trans isomerase activity; protein binding.